Molecule: messenger RNA, 1482 nt
Organism: Branchiostoma belcheri (Belcher's lancelet)
Lineage: Eukaryota; Metazoa; Chordata; Leptocardii; Amphioxiformes; Branchiostomatidae
Product: tripartite motif-containing protein 3-like
Exons: 3
Coding region: 1-1482 (493 amino acids)
Biological process (GO): proteasome-mediated ubiquitin-dependent protein catabolic process; protein polyubiquitination; negative regulation of translation
Molecular function (GO): translation repressor activity; ubiquitin protein ligase activity; protein binding
Source: RefSeq, a predicted model, not a curated record
AUGUCCGAACAGAACACUCAAAACCCUGAUCUGGUGUACUCGCAAAAUGCCAUGAGCCAAAAUCCGACGUACUCACCAAGCGCCGAUAACACUGAUGUGGAAUGUUCACAGAACAUCAGUGAUUCAGAUGAAACAUAUGAGUCAGAUGUCUGCCCAGAACCAGCACACAGGCCGGCUACUAUUGACAGUGAUUGCAAUCCCCGAACCACGCCACUUACCGCUGUCUCUGCAGAAGCUGAUACUGGCCCUUCUGUUCGCCCUAAAUCUACCUUCACGCCUACUAACAACGACCCCCACAUCAAGCCAUACGCUAUCAGGUAUCAGGGAGAUGGCGAGAAUGGAAUACUCGCAGGACGCGGCACACCGUACGCCGUUAGGUACCAGGAAGACGACGAUGAUGACAUUACGACAUAUGCUGUCGCCCACAUGAGCCAAUAUGACAUGACUGACGUAAGCCGACGUGACGCGCCCAUGAAUGAUGGUGACACAUCAGCCUCACACAGGAACAUGCAGAGAAUUCGACAACACUGGAGGGCACUUCAGCACCAAGGAGUCAUAGAUCCGACUACCAUGCGAAACGCCCUCAACCAAAAUCCGAUGUAUGUACCAAACAUUCCCCAACAAGCAGCUCGCAGAAGCCAUGGCAAAAUCAUAAAGCCGGAGAAGAUCACACUUGGCGGGAAGGGAAAAAGCCCAGGGCAAUUCAACUAUCCCCGCGGAGUGGCCAUGUCUGUUGACAGUGAAAUAUAUGUGGCAGAUAUAUACAACAGACGGGUCCAGGUCUUCAGCAAAAACGGGGCUUUUCUCCGCUUCUUCAAAACUGUAUACACAGUACCGGGUCAGACGAAGCGAACUAUUGCCCCCUACGAUGUUGCAAUUGACGCAAAGGGAUUUAUAUGGGUUGCAGGAGUAGUUCGUAUAAAUGGAAUAAAAGUAGUAAAGUACAGCCAAAGCGGCCAACAAAUCUUCACAAUCGCCUUCACAGCCUCAGCUUAUACCCCAACCAUUGCAGCAAACGCACCAAACAACAACAUCGUUGUUGCUGCGAAACCCAAUUUUAUUUUUGUGCUUCGGCCCGACGGCUCGUUAUACAAGAGAUUCCAGUUGGUUCGUGGAGUAGAAAGUGGUUACGUCGCAUUCAGUAAUGAAGGAAAUAUUCUUUUCACCGACGUAAGGAGUCAAGCUGUCCAGGUGUACACUCAAGAUGGAGGCAAGCUUUUCCAGUUCGGAGGCAAAGGUAGCGGUGAAGGUCAACUGCGACUUCCUAUGGGUAUCUGUACGGACAGCUCGGGUCACAUCUUCGUCUCCAACAGGAAAAAUAAAAGGAUUGACAUGUUCACCAGCCGUGGGAAGUUUGUCCGCACGGUCGUUCGCAUGAAAUCUCCAUGGGGUCUUGCUUGUGGCCCGGAUCGGCAGUUGGUAGUGACCCAUGUACGGUCUCACACAAUAACCAUCAUCCCUCGCGAGUUGGUAUUGCUGUGA